UGUCAAUAGGGAGGUUGUACAGAAAGACGGCGGGCCCACUUAUGGAGCUCUUAUGCUAUGCUGUUGUAUCAAUUUAACCACUCAUAUCUGGGACUGACUGCAGUUGCCCUUCAUUGGCUGAAACGGCUUGGUUAACAUGUGGCUUUGAUCUCCGGCUGUCCGGCUCCUGUCCUACUACGUUGUUUUGAUUAACGGGGGAGUGUUUUGCAUUAAUAUUUUAUAUUUAAUCUAUUUUUAUCAACGAGUUAUUUGCUAUACAUUGGUUUUUAAAGUGGAGCCAAUUGCUCUGGGAGCAGGCCAAGUGGGAAAGCGGACCCCGGCGGGCGGCGACCGGGUCCGCGGCUCGCUUGGUCGCUAAGCAAACCGUCGGCGGCCUCCCUCCGAUCAUCGUCGUCCUCGUCAUCAUCACCAAAGGCUCAACCAGACUUUUUCCUCCCACCAAGUAUUUGCUUUCGCACGCCCCACUUCCCUCUCUUGCGCGCCCUCCGCCUUGGCUCGCCCACCGGAAUCCCAACCAUCUCCGUUUACUCGCGAAAACUGCUCCACACCCCCCCCCCCCACCCCGGCGGACCCCUCGGAGCCGCCGCGCGGAAACGCGAGCACGCGAAGGGGAAGCGCUGCGAGCCUGCGACGGCCAGCCGCGGCCUUUAAAUCCACGCGGCGGCCCUCCGCCAGCGGCCAGCCAUUCCCACUCCCAUCGAAACGGCUUCGUCCCCUCGGCCUCGCUCUGCUCCGCUCCGCUCCGCUCCUUCGCGGCCGACCGAUCAACAUGGAGUUCGCGCGCCGGGGCCCAGCCGCCGCCGCGGCCGACGGCGACGUCAGCGACUGCCGCCGCUCCCGCGACCCUCUGUCGCACGGGUAUUCGACUCUGGUGAUCAGGGACGCGUUGCAGGCACAGCUUCAGAAGGAUCGCCUUCGCCAGGAGAUCAUCGAGGCCGAGCUGGCCAAGAUAGAUCGCGCCCUUGACCGCAUUUCCCUUGCUGAUGUGCAACAGGGUAUCCCCUACUCCUGUGCUAAGGAGUUCAUGCCACACCUUGGGUUUUCGGGUGUGGUCAAAGAUCCAAAGGAAAAGGAUGGAAGUAGUGGGGAAUUGAAGUCCUGGAAGCCUGUCACGGAGUAUCGCCUCACUGAAUGCUCGACUGAUGGCAAGGCAGGUCAGGAGGGCAAAAUGCAAGAGUCGAAUGAGACUAACCAGCCCAGGCCACGUUCACAGACAUGGAAACUGACGGAAAUAACCUUACCAGUAAAGCAACCAAAGUCACCAGAGAGAUGGGGCUGUAACGUCUGCCAGGUGGAAGCAACAAGUGAGCACAACUUACAGCAGCAUUUCGCAGGGCAGAAGCACCGGUCAAAUGUGGCAAGCUUGGAAUCAAGGAACAAUGGUGGAAGGCACCAGACAACGACUCGUGCCCUGCACCAGGAAGGAAGCAAGAGUAUGGCAAUGAACUAUGGGCACCUAGGACCACCCUCUGCUUGGGGUAAACUACCUCUGAAUGGUUCUAGCAGCAACAGCGUUGUGAGCUCGGAGAUGGCGCGGCACAUGAUGUCACUAUACUUCUGCAAGGUCUGCAAUGUGCAGUGCAGCAAUGAGUUUAUGUUUGAGGAGCAUCGUCGGGGCAAGAAACACAGAGGGAAGGUGUGCAAGAAGAAGGUGAUGACCUUCUGCAAGGUCUGCAAUCUGCAGUGCAACAGCGAAAAGAUGCUGGCCAACCAUCUUAUUGGGAAGAAGCAUCAGAAAAAUGCAAGCCUGAUGGGGCUGAUUUGAAGCAUGGCGCUGGUACGAUGGAUGUAUCCACGAUUUGAAUCAUGCUAUGGCGUUUUGCGCUCAUUUCAUGGAAUCGCUGCAACUAUCUUUUGUCAUUAGUACAAAAUAUUUUGAUAUUUGUGUUAUGAAAUAUGUAUGCUGCUAUGAUAUGUUGCAAUGCUACUGUGAAGUUACUUUCA
Panicum hallii is the source of this 1944-nucleotide messenger RNA. RefSeq lists its product as uncharacterized. The transcript has 4 exons. Gene Ontology annotation, molecular function: nucleic acid binding; zinc ion binding. Lineage: Eukaryota; Viridiplantae; Streptophyta; Magnoliopsida; Poales; Poaceae. The record is from RefSeq and is a predicted model, not a curated record. Bases 770 to 1765 code for a protein of 331 amino acids.